AUGACGUCAAAAAUCCUCAGCAGCACCAUCCUGCUAAACAAUGGCCUUAAAAUGCCCCGGCUCCAUCUCGGUGUCUACAUGACCAUGGGAGAUGAGUGCGUACAAGCGGUAACGCACGCGCUCGAGGCUGGCUACCGGGCGUUCGACUCGGCGGAGUGGUAUGAGAAUGAGCGGGAGGUCGGCCAGGGGAUUAGCUCCUAUGUGGCUGCGCAGAAGGGAUUGACGAGGGAGGAUGUGUGGUUUACGACGAAGUUGAUGAGUAAUGUGGGGUAUGAGGAGACGAGGAGGAAGAUUAGGGAGAGUGCGAAGGAGAGCGGGUUGGGGUAUUUGGAUUUGUAUUUGCUGCAUAGUCCGUAUGGCGGGAAGGAGAUCAGGUUGGAGUGUUGGAGGGCCGUGGCGGAUGCGGCGAAGGAGGGCGAGAUCAGAGCUGGUGGGGUUAGUAAUUUUGGGGUUAGACAUCUCCAAGAACUCCUCGACUCAAAACCCAAACUCAUCCCAGCGGUCAACCAAAUCGAGGUGCAUCCGUUCAACACAAGAACAGACAUCGUUCAGUUCUGCAAGCAGCACGGCAUCGUGAUCGAGGCGUACGCGCCGCUGGCUCGAACAUUGCGUAUGAGCCACCCGACCAUUGUCCAGCUGUCCAAGAAAUAUAGCUGUACCUGGGCGCAGCUGAUGGUGAAAUGGAGCUUGCAGCAUGGAUAUGUGCCGUUGCCCAAGAGCGUGAAUAAGGAGCGGAUGGUGAGCAAUGCGGCUGUGGAUGGGUUAGAGAUUGACGCGGAGGAUAUGAAAACUUUGGAUGGCCUGGACGAGGUGCUGGUCACGGAUUGGGAUCCCACUGAUGCGGAUUAG
Venustampulla echinocandica is the source of this 849-nucleotide messenger RNA. RefSeq lists its product as uncharacterized. The transcript is spliced from 2 exons. Lineage: Eukaryota; Fungi; Ascomycota; Leotiomycetes; Helotiales; Pleuroascaceae. Gene Ontology annotation, molecular function: oxidoreductase activity. The record is from RefSeq and is a predicted model, not a curated record. Bases 1 to 849 code for a protein of 282 amino acids.